AUUAUACCAUCCCUCUCUCCUCGUUCUCUCUCCUCUUUCUCUCUCUACAAUCAUCAACCAUACACAUACGCUUACGUACAAAUACAUAAGGGGUAACUCUCUCUCUCCGCAUCCUCUCUUCUUGUUUAUUAAUUAGGGCUCAGAGCCUGAGCUUCUGAACUGCCAUUUACUACAACCAACCCAACGACAGAAGAUAAAACAUAAAGCAGAGAAAGAGAAUCGAUUCACAAAUGGAGGGAGGAGGGCCCGCAGCUCAAUCGGCGGACACUGUGAUGUCGGAGGCGGCGCCACCGUCGCAUCCGGACCCCAACCACCCACAGCAACAUCCGCCACCGCCGCAUCAGGCCAUGGGGGGAGUGGAGAGCAUUCCGGCCACGCUCAGCCACGGCGGCCGAUUCAUUCAGUACAACAUCUUCGGCAACGUCUUCGAGGUCACCGCCAAGUACAAGCCCCCCAUCAUGCCCAUCGGUAAAGGCGCGUACGGCAUCGUUUGCUCUUCUUUGAAUUCGGAGACGAACGAACACGUUGCAAUAAAGAAGAUUGCGAAUGCAUUCGACAACAGGAUCGAUGCGAAGAGGACGCUGAGGGAGAUCAAACUGCUGCGGCAUAUGGAUCAUGAGAAUGUUGUUGCGAUUCGGGAUAUAGUCCCUCCACCGCAGAGGAACUCCUUCAAUGAUGUUUACAUUGCAUAUGAGCUCAUGGACACUGACCUCCACCAAAUCAUUCGAUCCAAUCAAGCACUCUCCGAGGAGCACUGUCAGUAUUUCUUAUAUCAGAUCCUCCGAGGAUUGAAAUACAUACACUCUGCAAAUGUUCUGCACAGGGACUUAAAACCUAGCAAUCUUCUAUUAAAUGCCAAUUGUGACUUGAAAAUAUGUGAUUUUGGACUAGCUCGAGUCACCUCUGAGACUGAUUUUAUGACUGAGUAUGUUGUUACAAGAUGGUACCGUGCCCCAGAGCUAUUGUUAAACUCUUCAGAUUACACUGCAGCUAUUGAUGUAUGGUCAGUAGGUUGUAUUUUUAUGGAAUUGAUGGAUCGGAAGCCAUUAUUUCCUGGCAGAGAUCACGUGCAUCAGCUUCGUCUGCUAUUGGAGCUGAUUGGCACCCCAUCAGAGGUUGAGCUGCAAUUUCUAAACGAAAAUGCUAAGAGAUACAUUCGGCAGCUUCCUUUCUACCGUCGACAGUCAUUUACCGAGAAGUUUCCUCACGUCCAUCCUUCAGCAAUUGAUCUUGUUCAAAUGAUGUUGACAUUUGAUCCUACUCAGAGAAUUACUGGAGUUCAUUUGAGGGUGAUGAAAGUUUCUAUCUCCAAAUUACAACCAAAUCCACCCAUCAAGCAUGUGGAAAACUCUACAGUCCUCAUUAUUCUCCUUUCUGCGGAACUCCCUAUCAGAUAAUAGAAUUGUAGCCAUCACCCGCUUUCUUACACACAGGAUGCCAGCUUCCCACUGCCUUUAGGUGAUUAGUUGUGUGGGUAAGAUAACCUCAAGAUAAUAUGCUUUGGCAGUGGUCCGCCCCCUUCAUGCAGUCAUCCAUGGAAAUCAGCCGUUUUACCUUCUAAAAACUUAAUAGUAUGUUUUCAUCUGAAAUUUUGAAGCUCUUCCUUGUUCUCAAACACUGAACAUCGUAAUCAUCACAUUUUUAACCUUAUGUAGAACCUCUGUUACAUUUAAUUUAGUUUUACUGU
Pyrus x bretschneideri (Chinese white pear) is the source of this 1687-nucleotide messenger RNA. Its product is annotated as mitogen-activated protein kinase homolog MMK1. Gene Ontology annotation, cellular component: cytoplasm; nucleus. The record is from RefSeq and is a predicted model, not a curated record. Gene Ontology annotation, biological process: protein phosphorylation; intracellular signal transduction. The transcript is spliced from 5 exons. Bases 231 to 1397 code for a protein of 388 amino acids. Gene Ontology annotation, molecular function: MAP kinase activity; ATP binding. NCBI's taxonomy places the organism in Eukaryota, Viridiplantae, Streptophyta, Magnoliopsida, Rosales, Rosaceae.